AUGUCCGCUGAUAGUCGCAUUCACGAUACGGCGUCGCCGACCUUAUUUCAUCCCGAUCUACACAAAAGGAACAUAUUCGUUUCGGAUAAUGAACCUUCGAUAAUAACGGGUAAGGUUCCAGACUUCGCCACGGGUGCAACAUCCCCGUCAUCCGCUCUAAGGGUGGAUGACAGCGCGCUGUGCAAAAAGACCGACGAAGUUUGUACUAAAUUUCUUGUUCCAAGACUUGCUCUCCCCAGGGCAAUGGACGAAGGGAUGUUUCGACCCGUUUUGUAUAGUUACAGAACCUGGAAAGACGGCGCCGUUGCGUUUCGACAUGAGCUCAUUGAAACCUCUAGAGACUGGGGCACGCUUGGAUUUGUCGGGGGUUAA
Messenger RNA from Penicillium daleae, 372 nucleotides. RefSeq lists its product as uncharacterized. The record is from RefSeq and is a predicted model, not a curated record. Bases 1 to 372 code for a protein of 123 amino acids. NCBI's taxonomy places the organism in Eukaryota, Fungi, Ascomycota, Eurotiomycetes, Eurotiales, Aspergillaceae. Gene Ontology annotation, biological process: protein phosphorylation. Gene Ontology annotation, molecular function: ATP binding; protein kinase activity. The transcript is spliced from 2 exons.